AUCCGUUUUUGUUCUGUUCAUAGUUCGCUGUAAAAAUAAUGUCUACAAACUAAUUUUUUUUUUUAAUAUUUAUAAGGUUGUGUGGAAGGCAUUUAAAUUGAUUGACUGCUGCUUUUAUUAUAGUAAAUUUAAGGCAUUUAAAUUAAAAUAAAUAAAAUGACUGGGAUAAUGGAUACAGUAGAAAUGCCGAAUUUAAAAGAAAAUCAGAAAUCUUUUGCUGGUAUACCAGAGGCAGUGUUUUUAGAGGAAAUCGAUUCGUUCAUGGCACAGCCAGACAAUGAAGAAAAUUGUGAAAAAGUACUACAACGACUCGAUGAGCAGCAUAGCAAGUAUAGGUUUAUGGCAUUUAAUUUGGAGGCGAGGCGUCGCAAACUAAAAUCACAAAUACCUGACUUACAACGAUCUUUGGAAAUGAUAGACGUGCUGCGAAAGGAGGAUCAGGAACGUGAAACACAAUUCCUGCUAAGUGAUCAAGUAUUCAUUAAAACAAUUGUACCCCCAACGAAAACAGUGUGUCUUUGGUUGGGCGCUAAUGUUAUGUUAGAAUAUUCAUUAGAAGAAGCCGAAUUACUACUUAAACAAAAUAUGACCUCUGCUAUUGCAAACCUAAAAACAGUUGAACAUGAUCAAGAUUUCUUAAGAGAUCAAAUAACAACAACUGAAGUAAACAUGGCUCGUGUCUACAAUUGGGGCGUAAAGAAACGCCAAGCUAAAAAUGCUGCCACACCUUCCACCAGUUCAUCCUCAUAAUCAACGAAAAUAAAGUGUUUUGAAUAAAAUUCAAAAUAUUAAUUUUUAAAGCUUGUAAUAAUGGGAAAACCGUCAUUAACAUUAAAAACAAAAAAUGCAAACAGAAGUAAAUUAAUUAAAAUGCAUACUUUUUAUAUAAUCGCUCCCUAAUUUGGCUUAAACAUGUUAAAAUUGAAUUAAAAAUAGAUUUGCAUCCUCAAAAUGCUACAAGAAAAACUUAUUUAUUAUACUUUUUAAUACAUUUGUAAAAUCAUAAAUUGUUGCAUUAUAACUAAUAAAAUUAAUUAAAAUAUAAUGUCUGGCGU
Messenger RNA from Teleopsis dalmanni, 1055 nucleotides. RefSeq names its product prefoldin subunit 3 (gene mgr). Gene Ontology annotation, cellular component: prefoldin complex; cytoplasm. Lineage: Eukaryota; Metazoa; Arthropoda; Insecta; Diptera; Diopsidae. The record is from RefSeq and is a predicted model, not a curated record. The transcript is spliced from 3 exons. Gene Ontology annotation, molecular function: tubulin binding. The coding region runs from base 157 to 750 and encodes 197 amino acids. Gene Ontology annotation, biological process: tubulin complex assembly; protein folding; microtubule-based process.